UACAAGACUUCUUCUUUAGUAUUUCUCUCUAAUACACUCCAUUCUCUCAAAAGAGCUCCAAGUGUAGACUAUUGCUGACUCAAGUGUAGACUAUUGCUGACUCAAGUGUAGACUAUUGCUGACUUAAGCAUCGGAGUGUCUACCCUGAGGACCACCCUCGGGGCUUUGCAGGUUUAUUGGACGAGAAGAUCUAAGCAAGGAAGGCCUCGAAGGUUUUCUGCAACAACAUUGGCGCCAUUUGUGGGAAACGAAUAAAAAGCUUCAUUUCUAUGUUGAUCUGAUUGAUUGGAGGGAGGAGAAAACGAGUGAAGGCCUCAUGGCCUAUUCACUUGAGUUGUAGAAGCAGAUCUGAUGAAUUUACACUUGAGUUGCAGAAGUUUACACUUGAGUUGCAGAAGCAAAUGUGAUGAAAAGGGUCUAUUCACCCAUGAAGAAGAGAAGCUUUCGCAAAAGGACAAAUGAGGGAGUAGCUCUGCACAACUAUCGAGUUGGUGAUAAUGAAAAUGAAGGAAACAGAAAUGGGGUUGGAGGGUGUGGUGAAGAAAGGCAUGGAGUUGGGGGAGAUGGCAUUCAGCAAAGACGGUGGAGUCAUCAACUAGUUCCCCGUUCACAUGGCUGCCGCCACCCGCGCCAUCCGCCAAUGCCUCAAGCUCUCUGUCCUCAUCAUCAAAGUCCGAGAUUCCCAAAAUACCAUUAUCCUCUGCUCAUAAAGAACUGCAACCUCAGCUCUCAACUAAAAGCUUGCCAGUGUGAAAAUCCCUCUAAUCAGCUGCUAGGGAACAAAAGCCUAUGCAUCUUGCUCGAGCACGAGCUGAAACAACUUGCUGGAGCACGAGGUGCAAAUAUCCUACUUGAGCAUGAGCUGCUACAAACGUCUUGCUCGAGCACAAGCUACGAAUUACAGAAGUCCAAGCUACAAAUUGCACAAGUCCGGGGUGCGAGAUGCUUAUGCACGAACUGCGAAAUGUCGAGGUGCAAAAUGCUGGACCAUGAGCUGCAAGCUGCCGAGCCGAGGUUAGCCAUGAGCUUGAGGUCGAGCACGAAGUGCAGAGCUCAAACACUUGCUGCUAAGGUCGACCACGAAGCGCAGAACUUGAGCACGAGUUGCAGAGUUCAAACACUUACAGCCGAGGUCAGCCAUGAGCUUGAGGUCGAGCACGAAGUGCAGAGCUCAAACACAAGUUGCCGAGGUCAACCACCAGCUGCAGAGCUCAAACACUUGCUGUCGAGGUCGAGCACGAAGCAGCUCAAACAUGAGCUGCCGAGGUCAACCAUGAGCUGCAGAGCUCAAACACUUGCUGUCGAGGUCGAGCACGAAGUGCAGAACUUGAGCACAAGCUGCAGAGUUCAAACAUUUCCAGUUGAGAGGUCAACCACGAGCUGCAGAGCUCAAAUACUUGCUACCGAAGUCGAGCACGAAGUGCAUAACUUGAGCACGAGCUAUAGAGCUCAAAACACUUAUUGCCGAGAGAUUGAGCAUGAACUGAAAGAUGUGCAGCAUGAGCUGCAAGGUGUCAACACCCUCAACAAGGUUGUCAAGAAAGCAAUUGAGCUCCGCAGCAAAUUACAGCUUUGGCCCAAGCUUGGUCCAAUCUUAUAUUGAAAUUUAUUAUUAAUUGCUUUCCGCAUUCUUUGCAUUCAUUCCACAUUUUUCCAUUCAUUAUGCACUUGUUUUUGCAUUCAUGAUAUCAUUUUGCCAUCUCAUUUUUUAUAUAUCAUAAUCAUGCCAUUUUGCUCAUUUGCACUCAUGAUUAUAAAUAUACAUUGCUAUU
This is a messenger RNA of Rubroshorea leprosula, 1772 nucleotides long. The record is from the annotation of a GenBank genome assembly. NCBI's taxonomy places the organism in Eukaryota, Viridiplantae, Streptophyta, Magnoliopsida, Malvales, Dipterocarpaceae.